This is a messenger RNA of Lucilia cuprina (Australian sheep blowfly), 2815 nucleotides long. It is a transcript of the gene Vps11, whose product is annotated as vacuolar protein sorting-associated protein 11 homolog. The record is from RefSeq and is a predicted model, not a curated record. NCBI's taxonomy places the organism in Eukaryota, Metazoa, Arthropoda, Insecta, Diptera, Calliphoridae. Gene Ontology annotation, cellular component: HOPS complex; endosome. The transcript has a single exon. Gene Ontology annotation, biological process: organelle fusion; endosome organization; vacuole organization. Gene Ontology annotation, molecular function: protein-macromolecule adaptor activity. The coding region runs from base 84 to 2726 and encodes 880 amino acids.
UGCUCUGUUUACCAUUCGGCGCAGAUCUCUUGACAAUUUGAGGAAAAUAAUAUAAUAUACAAGAUAACUAAUUCUCUGUUAAAAUGUUUAACUUUUUUAAAAUUAUCCCUUUAAAUAAAUACCUCAAUAAAAAUAAUAAUAUUGUCGCUUACUGCAAUAAUUCGACAUACACUGUUUUUUGCUACGUAGAUGAAGUUCAUAUAUACACGAAGGAUUGGGAAUAUUUUAGUUUGCAGAUGAAAGACGUAAAAUUUUGUUGCAUUCCAGAGGAUUCCGAUUAUCUUAUACUCAUUUGUCAGCAUACAAUUACAUGCAAAACAUUACUUAAAAUAUACUGUAUAUCAAAUCAGUUAAAUCGAACAACUUCUACUUUAAUUAGCAAUUCCAUUCUUGAAUGUAACUCUAAAGUAACUGCUUUAAGUGCAUUAAACACUUCGAAUUCACAAAUAUGUUUAUCUAUUGGUCUAGAAAACGGCAGUGUAUUAUUUUACAAUAACUUUAUAUACAAGGAUAUUCCUUAUAAUACGUUUAAGUACAUUAAUGUUAACGUAAAGCCGAUUAAAGGAAUUAAUUUUUUUAAAUGUCAUAAUGAUAUCAAUAUGUUUGUUUGUUCUGAUGCUGGAGUAUUUUGCUAUGCAAUAUCAAAAAAUAUAGGUCUAAAUGAAACUAGGUUAAUUUUAGAUGAUAUGAAUUCCAACGUACAUUGUAGUAAUUCAAAACAAUCGGUCAAAUUAACUAGAGAACAAUAUUUUGUCGUUGCACGAGAUGAUGGACUGUAUUGUUAUACAGCGGAGGGAAGAGGUCCUUGCUACGCAAUAAAUGGAUUCAAAAAGAUUGUUGAGUGCUUUGGUAAAAGUUUAAUAAUUCUACUGAAAACUAAUGAAACAAUACUUUCAAAGGAGUACUCUACGCAACUAAUAAUUAUCGACAUUGAUAAUAAGAUAAUUGUGCUUAACAAAGAAUUUGAGAAUGUUUUGUGUAUACUGCCUAUAAUUGAUCAGUCUGGAUGCUUGGUUUUACUGAAAAGUGGUCAAAUUUAUUGUUUAAAAGAACAUGAGUUGACUUAUAAAUUAUCUCAUCUAGUUGAAAAAAACUUAUAUGAUGUAGCAUUGAAAAUUUUACAAGAAUCUACAGCAAAUUCUGAUUUAGUUUCCGAAGUUCUUGUUCAUUAUGGAGACCAUUUAUUACAACGUGGUGAUAUUUCAGAAGCAGUUAAGAACUAUUCUAAAACUAUUGGAACGACAUCACCAUUUUUAAUAAUAAAGAAAUUAAUUGAUUUUCGUUAUAAUGAAUACCUUAUACAAUAUUUAUCAGCUUUAGUUCAGACAGAAUUUAAAAUGGCCGAACAUAUUGAACUACUUAAUAAUUGCAUUGAACGUGUUGAGCUUCCCUCAAAUGCUUUUAAUAUUUUUGAAGAAAAGGGUACCAAAAGCCAUGAAAUAUACAUAGAAAAAUCAAUAAGUAGAUCUGAGAAAGAAUACUUGAUUUUGAAAAAUUUACAGCAAAAUGAAUAUAACCGCAUUACAUCUUUCAACGAAUUAAAAAAUUCUGAAGUAUUAGAUUUUUUUUCAGAAUAUGGAUACGGAUUAAUGAAAAAAUAUCCAAAUGAAUUAAAGGAAGUAAUAGACAAUUUAUUAUCAAACCGGUUUCUAAAAAAUUAUAUAUUUCAUAGUAUAAUACUAUCAUUGUCACUUAUAAAUAAAUUAUGCGCUAUAGAUUUUGUAGAUAAAUUGUUUAAGGAUUGCGAAAAACACACAAUAUAUAAUGUUUGGAUUGAAUUGAUAUUACAAAAGUGGGAUAGAGGAAAUAUUAAUUUAAACUUUGUAAUAGAAUUUUUUAAAAUACAUGAAUCAGAAAUAAGCAUUGACAAUGUUUUUAUAUUAUGCCGAAACUACAACUUUUGGCCAGGUAUCAGAAUGAUGUAUGAUAAAUGUAGUAUGGAAAUACUUAGCACAAGAUGCUUAGCUAAUAGUUUUGAGAUGUUUCCUGGAUAUAUGAAAAUAUUUGGUGGUCAAAAAUUAAACCAUCUCUGGAUUCGAACUCUAAGGAAGGAAAAUUUUACUAGAGCAACUUCUCUUAAUUUUGUAGGCGAUAUAGUUAGAAAUAUAAUUAAGACUAAUCCCAACUUUAUUAUAAAUGUUCUACACAGUUUUGUGACCCGAAAUGAUUUUUCGCUAAACCAUUUAAAUGAAAUUCUUUUACAUGAAAACUUUUUUAUACAUUUCAAAUGCGAAGACCUAUGUAACACCGUAAUACUUUUGGAGGCGGAAGUUGAUAAAAUGGAAUUUAUUUUACAUAAUUAUUUAAAACGGCCAAUAGAAUUUCGAAAUAGGUUGUGUGAUAUUUGCAAACAAAUUAUAAAGCUACCUGCAUUGUACUUCUUAUGCCAACAUGCGUAUCAUAGAGAAUGUAUCAAACAAUAUAGUGAAGUAGUAAUUUGUAUUCUAUGUACAGAUAAUAAAAUGUUGAAAAAAAAAAUUAACAAUCGAGAUCAGAUUUAUAAUACUGCUGAUAAUAGUGGUAAUAAAACUAAGAAUACCUUGUUGAUCAAUAUUGCAGAAAAAAUAGGACAACUCGCUUUUAAAUGUGAUAAUAAAAAUUUAUAUACAAAGUGCUUUCAAAAUAAAAAAAAUUUAAAUAUAACAUCCAAUCCAUUCGAUAGUGAAGAGGAAGCAGAAAGUAAUACCCUAAAUGAAUAUGAUGCCAAUUUAAAUCCUUUUACUUAAUCUUGUUUACUUUUACAUAAGUAUGAAUAUAUUUGUAUUAUUUUUAUAUAAUUAGUUUUUGAUAAAAUAAAUGUAAAUAUUACAAAUUA